AUGGAAGGCAAAACUUUAUUUUUAAAUAUUUUCCUUUUCUUUACCUUUAUUUUACUCAUUAAAGCCCAAAACAAUUUAGUAGUUUCCCCAAAAUAUACCACAAAAGAUACUUGUCUUAAUCCGUCAAAAGCUUCUGGCCCAAUUACUUCAAACCUUAAUAAACCAAUUAAUGGAGGUAUAUUUACAUUAUAUGGAAUUGGUGGACGUGGGGCCUGUGGAUUGGAUAUUGAUGCUCCAACAAUGUCGGCAGCUGCGUCAGGUUCUCUUUUCAACAACGCUGCUCAAUGGGUUCCUUCUUGUCUGCCAGAUAAGCGUUACCUGCUUAACGACCCAAUUUGUAUGAGUAAAUGUGUUAAAAUAACCUAUAAAUGUGUUGGGUGUUCGGCUGCUAAAACGUUUAAUUUUAUCUAAAAUCCUUAAA
Molecule: messenger RNA, 421 nt
Organism: Meloidogyne enterolobii
Lineage: Eukaryota; Metazoa; Nematoda; Chromadorea; Rhabditida; Meloidogynidae
Source: the annotation of a GenBank genome assembly